AUGCGUCUCUCUGCACUCCUUUUCUUUCUGCUGUGGGUUAAAGCCCUGACAUUGAAAAAUCUCAAUUAUUCGGUCCCGGAGGAGCAAGGACCCGGUACUGUUAUAGGCAAUAUAGCAAAAGAUGCCGGAUAUGGGACCAUCGAGAGGGGGAAAAAAUCCAACUUCAGAGUACUGGAGAAUUCUGCUCCACAUCUGGUGGACGUUGACCCGGAGAGUGGACUCAUCUUCACCAAACAAAGGAUUGACAGGGAAACGUUAUGCAGGCGCAACCCAAAGUGCCAGCUCUCUAUGGAGGUGUUUGCCAACGACAAGGAAAUAUGCAUGGUCAAGAUUGAUAUACAGGACAUAAAUGACAACUCGCCCAGUUUUCCUUCAGAUCAUGUGAAUAUUGAUAUUUCAGAAAAUGCAGCUGCUGGGACACGCUUCCCCCUCACUAUUGCACAUGACUCUGAUUCUGGGGAAAAUGGGAUAAAGACUUACCAGGUCACGAGAGAUGAUUACAAUACAUUUUCUUUGGAUUUAAAAGUGAGGGGUGAUGGGACUAUAUAUCCAGAGCUGGUGGUUCAGAGACCUCUGGAUAGGGAGGAUCAGAGCCAUCACACCCUCCUCCUCACAGCAAUUGAUGGCGGGGAGUAUCCAAGAUCAGGCUCCAUGCAAAUCAACGUCAGAGUGACUGACUCGAAUGACAAUAGCCCAGUGUUUGAGAAAUCCUCUUAUGUGAUUGAGAUUCCAGAGAAUUCGCCUCCUGGAAAAGUGCUCAUAGAUUUAAAUGCCACUGACCAAGAUGAGGGAAGCAAUGGGCAGGUGGUCUAUUCCUUCACUGGAUAUGCAUCCGAGAGAAUCCAAGAUUUAUUCUCCAUUGACUCCAAUACUGGCAUCAUCAAGGUCCAGGGAGAAAUUGACUAUGAGGUGAAUCCAAUCAUCGAGUUUGAUGUUCAAGCUAAGGAUCUCGGACCCAACCCAAUUCCAGGCCACUGUAAAAUAACUGUCAAAGUGCUUGACAAAAAUGACAACUCGCCAAUAAUAAGUUUUGUCUCUGUCCGGCAGGGAGCCAUCAGUGAGGCCGCACCUCCAGAAUCUGUCAUAGCGCUUGUGAGAGUGACAGAUAAAGACUCUGGCCGAAAUGGUCAACUUCAGUGCAGGGUGCUGGGCAAUGUACCCUUCAGACUGCAGGAGAACAAUGAUAAUUUUUACACGCUGCUCACAGACAGACCCCUGGACAGGGAAAUGAAAGAUGAAUACAAUGUAACAAUAGUGGCGAGAGACAAUGGGAUCCCGUCUUUAAACUACACUAAGUCGUUUACUGUGAAAAUAUUGGAUGAGAAUGACAACGCGCCACGCUUUACAAAGACACUGUAUGUGCUACAGGUGCCUGAGAACAACAUCCCGGGGGAAUAUUUGGGCUCUGUUCUGGCUCACGACCCAGAUGUAGGUCGAAACGGAACAGUGUUGUACUCCAUUCUACCAUCACACAUAGGAGAUGUUUCCGUGUAUACCUAUGUAUCUGUCAAUCCCACCAAUGGAGCCAUAUAUGCCUCACGCUCUUUUAAUUACGAGCAAACUAAAUCCUUUGAGUUCAAAGUUCAAGCUAAAGACGGAGGAUCCCCUCACAUGGAGAGCACUUCUAUAGUAAAGGUCAAUAUCCUCGACGUCAACGACAAUCUCCCCGUUAUUAUUUUACCCCUUCUGCAGAAUGAUACUGCUGAAAUACCAGUGCCUAGAAACGUAGGUAUUGGAUACAUCGUGGCUACAGUGAAAGCGGUAGACCAUGACCAUGGAGAAAGUGGACAUUUGACCUAUGAGAUCACAGAGGGAAACGACGACCACCUGUUUGAGAUGGAUCCGGUGGGAGGGGAGGUCAGAACGGCUCAUGCUCUUUGGGAAGAGGUCGCCCCAGUGGUUGAGCUGGUGGUGAAGGUAACUGACCAUGGCAAGCCCCCCUUAUCUGCCGUGGCUAAACUGAUCAUUAAGGCAAACACAGAAACGGCAGCAGGAGGGGGCUCCAGCCCGAGCGGGGAACAGCAGCAGUGGGAUGUAUCUCUGCCCCUCAUAGUUACCCUCUGCAUUAUCUCUGUCAUGCUCUUAGCAGUCAUGACCGCCAUUGCUGUCAAGUCCAAACAUCAAGAUAAGGAGACCGGGAAUUAUAACUGCCGUAUGGCUGAGUACUCCAAUCCUCCAGUGGGGAAAGGCAAAAAGAAAAGGAUCAACAAGAGUGACAUCAUGCUGGUGCAAAGUGAGAUGGAGGAGAGAGAUUCUGCGAGCCGGAUGAAUGUGGUGAGCAGUCCUUCUCUCAUCACUUCACCAAUAUGUUUUGACUACCAGAGCCCUCUGCCGCUCACACUGCCCAGGUCAGAGGUCAUGUACCUGAAAACCACCCCAAACAGCCUGACAGUCCCAAGGGCAGGUUGCCACUCCAGCUUUGCCGGGCUUAGCACAGACACUCCAGCGAAUAGGAUGUCGGUGAUCCAGACAGAAAAUUUCCCCUCAGAGCCCAAUUAUGCUGGCAGCAGGCAGCCAUUUGUUCAAAGCUCAACAUUUAAGGAUGCAGAACGAGCAAGCCUCCGAGACAGUGGCCAUGGUGAUAGUGACCAGGCUGACAGUGACCAGGAUACUAAUAAAGGCUCACACUGCGACACGUCUGCUAGGGAGGCCCUCAAGAUGAAAGCAACAGCAGUUAAUGGCCAGCCUUUUGAGCAGGAGCAAGACAAAUCAGUCCACUGCACCGAUGAAUGUCGUGCACUGGGACAUUCUGACAGAUGCUGGAUGCCAAAGUUACGGGUAGGAAGCCAAGCAGACAGCGCCGAUAAUCGCACCAACCUUUUCAUCCCUGUGGGAAUGGAUGCCAUGGUGGAGACAGAGAUUUAUGGCACCAUCAGUUGCAGCAGCAGAAAAACCCUCAGCACGUUUGGAAAGGAGCAACGGGACAGUACAAUCCUCGUGGCCAAUGUCAAACCUUACUUAAAAUCGCAGCGUGCACUAAGCCCACCGCUACAGGAGAGUCCAUCUGUGGCCAGUAGUCCCACCAAGAGUAGUAUGCCCCUGGACUUGGCCAACCAAGAGUCCAAAGAGGAGAGGGAGGGCGGUUCAGACAGCAGUGCCUAUGGCCCUCCAGAUGGCCAGUGCUCCCCACUGCACACAGAGUUGGAGGAGCCCUCCUACCUGACCCGAGAGCUCCGGCCUAAGUCCCUGUCUAGCAGCCUCAUUCACAGCUCCGUCAUCAGCCAGGAGUGCGGGGGGUCCGAUUGUGCUUUCGACCCACGGGACUCUGGUAACUGA
Cyclopterus lumpus (lumpfish) is the source of this 3276-nucleotide messenger RNA. RefSeq names its product protocadherin-17-like. Gene Ontology annotation, cellular component: plasma membrane. Gene Ontology annotation, molecular function: calcium ion binding. Bases 1 to 3276 code for a protein of 1091 amino acids. The transcript has 4 exons. Lineage: Eukaryota; Metazoa; Chordata; Actinopteri; Perciformes; Cyclopteridae. Gene Ontology annotation, biological process: homophilic cell-cell adhesion. The record is from RefSeq and is a predicted model, not a curated record.